Rhinolophus ferrumequinum (greater horseshoe bat) is the source of this 1118-nucleotide messenger RNA. RefSeq names its product paired related homeobox 2 (gene PRRX2). Gene Ontology annotation, molecular function: DNA-binding transcription factor activity, RNA polymerase II-specific; DNA binding. Gene Ontology annotation, biological process: regulation of DNA-templated transcription. Lineage: Eukaryota; Metazoa; Chordata; Mammalia; Chiroptera; Rhinolophidae. The record is from RefSeq and is a predicted model, not a curated record. The transcript has 4 exons. Bases 23 to 778 code for a protein of 251 amino acids.
GACCCCCGGGCGGCUCGCGGGCAUGGACAGCGCGGCCGCUGCCUUCGCCCUGGACAAGCCGGCGCUGGGCCCCGGACCGCCGCCGCCGCCCGCUCUGGGGCCCGGCGACUGCGCCCAAGCGCGCAAGAACUUCACGGUGAGCCACCUCCUGGACCUGGAAGAGGUGGCGGCGGCCGGGAGGCUGGCGGCGCGCCCCGCGGGGGCCGAGGCGCGGGAGGGCGCGGCGCGGGAGCCGUCCGGGGGCAGCAGCGGCAGCGAGGCGGCCCCGCAGGACGGUGAGUGUCCCAGUCCCGGGCGCAGCGCCGCCGCCAAGCGGAAGAAGAAGCAGCGGCGGAACCGCACCACGUUCAAUAGCAGCCAGCUGCAGGCGCUGGAGCGCGUGUUCGAGCGCACGCACUACCCCGACGCUUUCGUGCGCGAGGAGCUCGCCCGGCGCGUCAACCUCAGCGAGGCGCGCGUCCAGGUCUGGUUUCAGAACCGCAGGGCCAAGUUCCGCCGAAACGAGCGGGCCAUGCUGGCCAACCGCUCCGCCUCGCUGCUCAAGUCCUACAGCCAGGAAGCUGCCAUCGAGCAGCCGGUGGCUCCCCGGCCCACCGCCCUGAGCCCAGAUUAUCUCUCCUGGACAGCCUCGUCCCCCUACAGCACGGUGCCACCCUACAGCCCUGGAGGCUCAAGCCCCGCGACCUCAGGGGUCAAUAUGGCCAACAGCAUUGCCAGCCUCCGUCUCAAGGCCAAGGAGUUCAGCUUGCACCACAGCCAGGUGCCCACGGUGAAUUGACGGCCGGCCCCACCAGGACCCAGCUGCCUCCCGGGUCUACAGCAACAGAAAAGAGGGCAGACACGCAGGAAAGUGACCUUCUCCUGUCCCCUGUCCCCAGGACAGGCUGGGAGGCCUCUCCUGGCCCUUCUCUCCAGCCCGGACUCCUGGGCCCGAGAGGCUGCUGAGACGCCUGAAGCCUCGCUCAGCCCCUCGUCCGUGGCCACCUGGAGACUUUGGUCCAUGACCCUUGGAGGGGAUGGGCCAGAAAGUGGAGCAGAAGCUCACCAAGGACCUCACUUACUUUGUGUAUUAAAACCAAAUAGCUUUUGUCUUUAAGAAAUAAAAAUUUUUUAAGCCC